AUGAAACCUUCCAAAAAAAAAUAUGCUUAUAUUCGAAACGGAGUUAUCUACCACGGCGAUGAAGCUAUUCACGCCAAAGAAUUAUCGGAGGCCGAAAAACACGUAAAAGAGUUAAAAACUAAACUUGAGAACAUUAGAGCCUAUGACUCAUCUAAUUUUAAUGGCCCAGAUAAUCCUAAUAGUCCUAACGACCCCAUUGACCCUAAUGACCCAGAUAAUCCUAACGGUCCUAAUGGUUCGGAUGAUAAAAGUGAUAAUGAUAGUGAUUUAGAUAUGCCGACAUUUUCCGCCUGCAAUGGUGAAAAGGAUGAUCUUAGAGAUCUUGUGAAUGGAGGUUGUAAUAAUAAAACUAUAGGCAAGAUAUUCUCAUCGGGAUUAGACAAAAAUGUAAUGAAAUCUCAAAUCCAGGUUGCUGAAGUGGCUGUUUGUGGAAACGUAGCAGGGAUCGAGAAAAAUGUGGACGUAAACCACAAUAGUUCUACUCAGCUCAGUUUUCGGGCGGGUAAUCUCGAAGCGACGGCCUUUGGCCUGGAUGUCAGUAGAAAUGUUAUUGGAAACAAUAAUAGAGUAACAAUUGAUGACAAGAAGGUAACUAACGCUGAAAUUUCUGUGGGAAACAUUCGUGCUACUGCCUUUGAUGGAGUUGCCAACGAUAAUAUAAUUGGCUCCCAUAACGUGGUGAUUAGUAAACGCGUAAAUGCGACUCCAAUCAGGUAUAAACAAAGAAACGUCAAUUUUACGGGUGUUGAUGCGAGAUUCCACAAAAAUUUGGUUGGAAAUAAUAAUGUAAGAGCUACUUUUGAAGCCAAUUUUACUGGGGCUAACGUGGAGCGUAAUAAUGUUGAUAUUACAGGAAUCAAUACAGGUAGUAGCAACAACGUGAAUGGAGAUGGCAAUAUAAUUGCCUCUUUACGUGCAAAAGCAACGCUUUUCAACUCCAAAACAGGAUGUUCCAGUAGAGCGAGGCAUAAUUUCUCCAAGGAUAAUGAAGAAAAAGGAAAAAAUCUAAAACUGGAUGGUCAAUUAAAAUUCACUGCGUUCGAUCAUCAAAAAUCCAAUGAAACCGUUUCUAACAAUAAGAAUGACAAAACAGAUUUCAAUGUGGAUAUGACUCUAAUCAGCAACCAAGAAAACAAUAGAGUUAUAAAUAAGGGCCAGUCUGGUAUCGCAUUCAGAGUUAUUGGGACCGGUAAAAGUACCGGGAAUGUAAUGAUAAGCGAACCAUCGUUAGGUGCUGAUAUAGUCAUUAGCAGACAGAUCUCGGAGGGUAAUGUGAAUUUCGGCACACGUUUACAACUUGUCCUUGCGCCACCUUCUUCGGGGAUUGGAAUACCAUUUUUGGGGGGAGGUUCAACUAGUAACGGCGAUGAAAGUAGCAAUGGUGACAAUAAAAAUGACAGCAGUGGUAAAAACAAGGAUAGUGGUUGUGACAAUUAUAAUCAUGGUGGGGGUGAUACGGAUAAACAUAAAAAUAACGAUAGAAGUGGCGGUAGUGAUAAUCAUGAAGGUGAGCAUAGGAAUGAGGGCGAUGAUGGUCAUAGAGGAGAUGAUAAUAAUGGUAAAAGGCAUAAGGAUAACGAUAGAAGUGACGGUAGCAAUAAUCGUGAAGGUGGUUAUAGGAAUGGGGGCAAUGAUGGUAAAAAACAUAAAGAUAACGAUAGAAGUGGCGGUAGCGAUAAUAAUGAAGGUGAGUAUAGGAAUGAGGGCGAUGAUGGACAUAGAGAUGAUGAUAAUGGUAAAAGACAUAAGGAUAACGACAGAAGUGGCGGUAGCGAUAAUCGUGAAGGUGGUUAUAGGGAUGGGAGCGGUGAUAGCCAUAGGGGUGGUGACAAUGAUGGUAAAAAACAUAAAGAUAACGAUAGAAGUGGUGGUAACGAUAAUCAUGAAGGUGGUUAUAGGAAUGAGAGCGAUGAUGGUCAUAGAGAUGAUGAUAAUGGCAAAAGACAUGAGGAUAACGAUAGAAGUGGCGGUAGCGAUAAUCGUGAAGGUGGUUAUAGGGAUGGGGGCAGUGAUAGUCAUAGGGGUGGUGACAAUGAUGGUAAAAAACAUAAAGAUAACGAUAGAAGUGGCGGUAACGAUAAUCAUGAAGGUGGUUAUAGGAAUGAGGGCGAUGAUAGUCAUAGAGGUGGUGAUAAUAAUGGUGUUGGUCGUGAAGAAAUUGAGAAUAGUGGUAGCGAUAAUCGCGAAGGAGGUGGAAGUGAAAAUUCAAGUAUUCGUGAAACCAAAGGCGAUAAUUUAAAUACUUUUGAAAAUAUGAACCCAGAUACUAAUGGCGACUUCAUUUACCUGGUUAACGAAAAUGCAUUUACUUCCGGAAAUUAUUUGUCCAGUUCUUAUUGGGAUUCUGCAUUUCUAUUCCAAAAUGAUGGCAUCUUCGAAAGUGAUCAGAGAAACCGCAACAAUGCUAACACAUAUCUUCAACCUUAUGUUGCGGAUGACUCCGUUGUCAUAACCAAUGGACAAAAUACCCCCGGCUAUUAUAGUAUUUAUCGAGACGAACAGAGCGAUUACUACGACAAUAUUGAAACAUUUCUUCCUUCUACAGAUGGAUAUUCCUCUCUCUCAGUUUUGAAUGGCUUAAAUUCACUUGGUACAAGUCAAAGUUAUUCACAAGGUGCUCAGGGAAUUCAUGAAUUUGUUGAUAUUCAUAAAGAUGACACUAGUUUACAAGCAGACGACACUAUUGAAAGGAGUAGUGGAUAUACCAUCAGCAACGGCAGUGACAGUAAAUAUCACGUCGCAGGAGAAAUACAUCUUUCUAGUAAAGAAGGUAAUCUUAUUUCAUCUGAUACUUCUAAUAAUAAUAAAAAAUCUUCUUUCUCUCUGGAAAAUGAGAACAUAAUUCAUAACGAUGCCAAUGGAGUCAGAAAUUCUCAAGGUCUCACAGUAUUUGAGCAAGUCUUGGCAAACACAAUUCGUGAAAAUCCACAUUUGGCUCCAGCAUUACGCAUCGCACUAUCUCGCACCACUCCCACAUCUAAUUCUAUCUUAGAAUCCCCGGGAGAUUCUGCUGCAGAUAUUGAUACUCUCAUUACGAGAAGUAUUUUCCAUGCCGAGGCUACCGGAAAACAUAAGAAUCAAGCACAGAAGAAUGAUAGUAGUAAUUUACCCGUCUUUCCUAGCCCUAAUGGGUAG
Molecule: messenger RNA, 3135 nt
Organism: Acaulospora colombiana
Lineage: Eukaryota; Fungi; Glomeromycota; Glomeromycetes; Diversisporales; Acaulosporaceae
Source: the annotation of a GenBank genome assembly